Musa acuminata AAA Group (dessert banana) is the source of this 4634-nucleotide messenger RNA. Its product is annotated as protein DWARF 53-LIKE. The transcript is spliced from 3 exons. The coding region runs from base 888 to 4466 and encodes 1192 amino acids. Lineage: Eukaryota; Viridiplantae; Streptophyta; Magnoliopsida; Zingiberales; Musaceae. Gene Ontology annotation, molecular function: ATP hydrolysis activity; ATP binding. The record is from RefSeq and is a predicted model, not a curated record.
GGGAUAGCUCACCAAGUGUUUGUGUCUGGUUCUGACCGAAGGGGAGUCAGGUGGGGUGGGUGCGAGGCCCCGCGGGCACUGUCACCCAUGAUUAGUCCUUGUUAUCGGCUGCGCCGUGUGUUGGGCUUUGCCUAACCGGAACAGAAAGGGAACACCUUUUAUGGAAGGCGCCGCGUGAGCUGAGACCGGCCGCUGACCGAACCGGACCCUGUUCACUUGCCCAAGUACACCCCGGAGUGCGACCAGACCGGCGCGCUUCGGCCGUCUCCGCUCGGGCUGGGAAACGCCUCGUGACACCAACCCCGGCCAGCUCCGCCCUCUUGCUGCUGCUACUGCUACUGCUACUGCUCCUCCACCUUCUCCGGUGAGCCCCACCGCCGACAAGUGGCCAGCAGCCGCCCUCGGCAUCUCCUCCCUCAACUUGGCCCCCUGCGGGUGAUCCAUGGGAACGAAGGGAAGAAGAUGGCAGGGGGGCGGGUAACAGCGACGCGAACAGUGGUGAUAUUUGUGUGACCGAGAUCCCCCUCGACGUGGGGCCCGCGGGCAUUUGUGCUCGGCUCUUGGUUGGGGGUUGUGGGUCCCGCCCCGCCUCCGGCCCUCGCUUUCGCCUCCAGUCAUAAGUAAAUUGGAGGUGCGCCCGAUGUAAUGGCCUCUGCUCCUCCUCCCAUCUCCCGUUCACCGAAACGCCGCCGCCGCUGCUUCCGAUCUCCUUUCUCUCUCUCUUGCGAGCGGAGCAGGCUUGGCGUGGUAGUUAUGGUUGAUUGCGGUUAUAAUACGCCAUAGUUUGCAGCGUAGCCCGGAAGAGUAUUAUAUUGGCAAGAGGAGGAAUUUUAUAUUGGGGGACUUGCGGCUUAGAGUGUGGUAUAUGGUCGUUGGUCGAGGACGGGAUGCCGACGCCGGUUAGCAACGCGCGAGCGUGCCUCGCGGCCGAAGCGGGCGCCGCGCUCGACGACGCCGUGGCCAUCGCCCGCCGCCGCGCCCACGCUCAGACCACCUCCCUCCACGUCGUCUACGCCCUACUCCUCUCAUCCUCCCCCUCCCCCUCCCCCUCCCCGGCCGCUGGAAGAACAGCGCCUGGAGCCUCGUCCGCUCCGUGCUCGAUCCUCCGUGACGCGCUCACGCGCGCCCGCAGCUCCGCGUACUCGCCCAGGCUGCAGUUCAAGGCGCUCGAACUGUGCUUCGGCGUGGCCCUCGACCGGCUGCCGUCGUCGUCGUCCACCAACCGGCAGGUUGCGGAGGGGAGCGGCGGCGGUGAUGAGCCGCCGAUCUCGAACUCGCUCAUGGCUGCGAUCAAGCGGUCGCAGGCGAACCAGCGGCGGAACCCGGACACGUUCCACCUGUACCAGCAGCAGCAGCAGAGCGCCGCCGCUGCGGGGGGCGCGUCGUCGUUCUCCGGGGUGAAGGUGGAGCUCCAGCAGCUGGUGCUCGCCAUCUUGGAUGACCCCGUCGUCAGCCGCGUCUUCGGCGACGCGGGAUUCCGCAGCACGGACAUCAAGCUCGCCAUCCUCCGCCCCCCGCCGCCCAUCCUCCGCUUCCCCCGUGCCGCCAGAUGCCCGCCGCUGUUCCUGUGCAAUUUCUCGGCCGGGGAUGGAUUCGAGACGGCGCUGUCCCCUCGAGGGCUCGUCUUCCCUUUCGCCACCGCGGCCGGGCAGCUCCGCUCCGACGGCAGCGACGAGAACUGCCGCAGGAUAGGGGAGAUCCUGGCCCGGAAGAGCAGCGGACGGAAUCCGAUGCUGGUCGGAGUCGGCGCCGGCGAGGCAGCUCGAGACUUUGCCCAGGCCGUCGAAAGGCAGAAUUGGGCGGUUUUGCCUCCGGAGCUGCGUGGAAUAAAGCUUGUUAGCAUCGAGAAGGAGGUAGUCGAACUCGGAACUGGCGGCGGCGAUCAGUUGGCGGUCGGCACUCGGCUGGAGGAGUUGGGGAACAAAGCAGAGUCACCGGGAGCGAUCUUGAACAUUGGGGAUUUGAAGGGGAUGGUGGAAGGUAGCUCGGACUGCGAUGAGAAGGAGAGCUGUUUGGUUUCGGAGCUCACCAGACUGUUGGAGGUCUACCAAGGGAGGUUGUGGGUGAUGGGAUGGUCGGCGACGUACGAAACCUACAUGAAGUUCUUGUCCAAGCAUCCAAUGCUGGAUAAAGAUUGGGAUUUGCAGCUGCUGCCAAUCACUUCAGUGAGGACAGGGAUGGGUGGAUCACUUCCCAGACCUCCCAGCUUGAUGGAGUCAUUUGUUCCAUUUGGGGGGUUUUUCCCUACCGCAUAUGAUUCGAAAGGCAUGUUUAGCAGUGUGUACCCAUCAGGGCUCCACUAUGAGCACUGCAACGACAAGUAUGAGCAAGAAGUUUCUGUUACUCUUAAGGGACAUUCAGAUUCUCUUGAUGAUCAACAAAAUGCAAACUUGCCUUUUUGGCUGCAUGAACCCAAUACGGUUAGCUUGAAUGAUGGAUUCAAUAUAGCAAAGGCUAAAGAUGAUAAGACAGUUUUUAAUGCUAAUGCUAUGGAUUUGCAAAAGAAAUGGAAUGACAAUAGCCAAUGCCUCCAUCAUGGUUGCCAGACAACGGAUACAGAUGAUCGCCCUGCCGUUCCUGGUGAUAUCGAACCAUCAUGUAUUUCUAACACGGAGAGGACCUGCAAUCAUAAUAGUGAAAAUCCUGAUGAUGCUCAAAAUCGAAUAGGGUUUGGAAUUUUAUUCCCUAUUUCCGAAGGCACAAAGAAGAUCACCGCAGCCAGCAAGAGUAUCUCGUUGCCUUCACUUUUGGAACCAGGAGAUAAGGACUUCUUCUUGAAACUGGAGGUCAGACCUUCCAAAAGUGAACAGAUUCAGAGGGAGAGCUUCCAAUCUCUCCAAGGUGAUGAUCAUGCUUCACCUUCCUCUGUAACAUCUGUCAUGACGGAUUUGGUUUUAGGAACUCUUCAUGAGCCACUUUGCAACAAGGGAAAUCCUGCUUUGCAAGUGCCAAAAGAUCAUUCGGAGGACUUGCCUGUUUGUUUGCCAUCGAUGAAUGUCAAUAUGGUCAAAAGAAAUGGCCCAGAUGUUCCUGUUGAUUCUUUUUCUUGCGUUGGCCAUCAAGGUUCCCCGACAAAUGGUACCCCUCAACGUGUCCUGACCCGCUCAUUUUCACAGGUUUUGAAUGGUUGUUCUUCUGCCUAUGACAAACCCUCAUUCAUCUCAUCCAGUACAUGGCAAAAGUUUGAUUUGAGUAAUUACAAAUCAUUUUGUUCGAGUCUCGUCGAUAAAGUUGGCCGACAAGAAGAAGCAAUCAGUGCUAUUAGUCAAGCUAUAGUCCGUUGUAAAUCUGGUGAAAGACGUCGUGGUGCAUGCCUGAGAGGAGAUAUUUGGCUCAGUUUUUGUGGUCCAGAUAAGAUUGGGAAGAAGAGAGUAGCAGUGGCUCUUGCAGAAUUGAUAUAUGGCAGCAAAGAAGACUUUGUGUGCAUUGAUCUAAGUUACCAGGAUUGUGUUGCCCAUCCCAAGACCAUCUGUGCCCAACAGGUGGUCAAUGGAAAUGAUGUACAGUUUAGAGGGAAAAUGAAUGUGGAUCAUAUUGCUGCAGAGCUAAGCCAGAAACUACAAUCUGUUGUUUUCCUUGAAAAUGUGGAUAAAGCUGACUUCCUCGUUCAGAACAGCUUAUCCCAGGCUAUCCGUACCGGCAAAUUUCCUGAUUCCCAUGGAAGGGAAUUUAGCAUAAACAAUGCCAUAUUUAUCCUGACUUCAGCAAGAAUUCAAGGCCAAACUUUUUCUCAGACGAAAGAAUGCAGUAGUUUCUCUGAGGAGACUAUUCUAGCAGCUUCAUGUUGGCAGAUGAAGAUUAUCUUAGAACCUUCUCGAGAGUCUAUUAGCAGUAGUCCCAGAGCUCCUAAUGUCUCAUUUGCAUCAAGUCAAAAAUUGAGGAACAAUCAAGUAUAUCGACACUCGGUUUUUGUAUGUAAGCGCAAGCUGGAUGUCUCUCAUGACUGCAGGAUCCAGUACGAAAGCUUGAUGUCUGCCAAAAAGGCACACAAGACUGCAAAGGUCGUCUUAGACUUGAAUUUGCCUGUAGAAGAGGUUGAAGUGAACGAUAACAACUAUAGCAGUCAUGAAGACUACUCCAAAUCAGAAACUUCAGAGUCGUGGAUGGAAGAUUUCUUUGAUCUAGUUGAUGCAUCAGUGGACUUCAAACCUUUUGAUUUUGAUGCCCUCGCCGAUAACAUGUUGAAAGAUAUAAACAAGAUCUUCCGUGGUGCUGCUGGGCCUGAUUGUUUGUUGGAGAUCGACCAGAAGGUAAUGGAGGAGAUACUUGCAGCAGCAUGGUCAUUGGAAGAUAGGGGAGCCUUGACUAAAUGGUUUGAGCAGGUUCUUGGCAGGAGUUUCGUGGAGUUGAGACGCCGGCGCAACCUGUCGGGUCACAGCAUCCUUAGACUUGUUGCUUGUGAGGAUGCAUUUGCUCAGGACCAUGCACCUGGUGUUCUCCUUCCUUCAAGAAUUGUCAUAAGUUGAUGAUUUAUAUAGGUUUCUGUAGCUAGUUGUAUAAUGUAGCACGUAGCAUUCCUUGUGAAAUGACUAUAAUCUUGUGAAUGCCAUUGCUUUUCUGGGGUUUUAUCAGGUUAGCUUGUAUCCUGUAAAUUGAAUCAGUUUGCAGUUCAGGAAAGUUCUUGUAUUUGACCA